Messenger RNA from Mercurialis annua (annual mercury), 1589 nucleotides. Its product is annotated as WAT1-related protein At3g28050-like. The record is from RefSeq and is a predicted model, not a curated record. Gene Ontology annotation, cellular component: plasma membrane. The transcript is spliced from 7 exons. Bases 252 to 1325 code for a protein of 357 amino acids. Gene Ontology annotation, molecular function: transmembrane transporter activity. Lineage: Eukaryota; Viridiplantae; Streptophyta; Magnoliopsida; Malpighiales; Euphorbiaceae.
AAAAAAAGAUAGAAAAGAGAACAAAAAACCUCAUCAUCAUCCACCCAUCUUUCUUUUUCUUGCUAGAAAGAAGAACCAAAAUGGUCAAUUAUUAAAAAAAAAAACAAACAAACAAAAGAGUUCCUGUAUUUUGCCAAGUCAUCUCCAUUUCCAAGCUCAACAUAGGGAUCUCAGAAGUCCAAAAUCUUGAUGAAAAAAGUUCAUUAAUAACUCAAAUUUUGAGGUGAUUAUCUGAGUUUGAUCAUCAGAAGAUGGCAGGAAGAUUCUACUGUUACAAAGAUGGGUUGCCAUUCACAAUAAUGGUAACAAUGGAGUGUGUAAAUGUUGGAUUAAAUACACUCUACAAAGCUGCCACUUUGAAAGGGAUGAAUGAACAUAUUUUUAUUGUUUAUGCUUAUGCUAUUGCUGCUCUUCUUCUUUUUCCUGCUCCUUUCAUCUCCUCCAGAUCAAGAGUGCUUCCUCCAUUGAAAUUUUCUAUCCUCUGCAAAAUUGGUGUUCUUGGUCUAAUUGGGAGUUCAUCACAGAUAGCUGGUUACACAGGGAUAAAGUAUAGCUCUCCAACUCUGGCUUCAGCCAUUAGUAAUCUUACACCAGCUUUCACUUUCAUUCUGGCCAUCAUUUUCAGGAUGGAAAGAGUUACUCUGAAAAAACGAAGCAGCCAGGCCAAAGUAUUGGGCACCAUUGUAUCGAUAGCAGGCGCAUUCAUAGUCACUCUCUACAAGGGCCCUGCCAUCAUUAUAGCUUCACCACCGUCUGUUUCACUCAAUCAAACUCUUCAUUCGUCCAAUCCGAACUGGAUAUUAGGCGGCAUUUUACUAACAGUUGAAUACCUACUAGUUCCAUUGUGGUACAUUGUUCAGACACAAAUAAUGGAGGAGUACCCUGCAGAGACGACGGUAGUCUUCUUUUACAAUUUAACCGUAAGCUUCGUAGCAGCCAUUGCGGCUUUAAUUAUUGAAGGACCUUCGAGUGCUUGGAUAGUGUCGCCGAAUAUAGCAUUAGCGUCUAUUUUUUGCACGGGAUUGUUUGGAUCAUGCUUGAACAAUACUAUUCACACAUGGGCACUGCAUUUGAAGGGACCUGUCUUUGUGGCAAUGUUCAAGCCUUUGUCAAUCGCCAUUGCUGUUGCCAUGGGUGUCGUGCUGCUCGGAGAUUCUCUUCAUCUCGGAAGUCUGAUCGGAGCAACCAUAAUAUCGGUAGGGUUCUAUACCGUAAUGUGGGGGAAGUCGAAAGAAGAAAUGAUUGAAGAGUUUUGUACUAAUAGCCUAAUAUCUCCAUCAGCCCAGAAGGUGCCUCUGUUGCAAAGCCACAAAGAUGAAGUGUAGAGCAAAUGGCAUCAAGUUGUGAAUAGAAAUAGAGAGCAAAACUGUAUAUAUUCCAAAUAUAAAUCAACACAAGUAUUUCUAGCUCCGGUACAUGAAGGGCUGGAUUGGGUGUAAUUUUGUUUAUAAUGAAGUUGUUUUUUAGGGUUUAGAGGUCUCGAUUUCGAGUUAAAAAAAGACGUACUAUUUGUCUGCAAGUAUAAAUAUAUAAGGACUCGAUGUAUACGUAAUGUAAUGAAGGGAUUCGAAGCAUACGAUUUGCCUUUA